CUCCCUCAGGGUGAGGUGUGUGCGUAACAAGUGUUGACCAGCAGACUGACGGAUCUCUGACUAUAUCUUUGAAAUGAUCGCAACAGAGAUUUUGUGAUACGAUGUCGGAUGUAUUUCACAAAGCCGCGAGGGAUGGCUUCCUGAAGAAGCUAUCACACGCCACCAAGCGGGACUGCAAUGCGCCUGACGAGGCCGGGAUGACGCCCACGGCAUGGGCGGCCUUCGAGGGAAAUCUUGAAGCCCUCAGACUUAUCGUCAGCAGAGGAGGUGAUCCCGACAAAUGCGACAAUUUCGGCAACACGUCACUCCACUGCGCGGCUGCCAAAGGCCACGUUCCUUGCGUCACUUUCCUCGUCAACUUCGGGGCGAACAUCUACGCCCUGGACAACCAAUACCACAGCCCCAAAGAUUUGGCCGCCAUCGGCAACAGGCAGGAAGUGCUACGCUUCCUCGACUCCGCUUCUGCCAAACAACAAUCCAAAGACCCAAAUAAAGUGAAAAAAUUAAAAGAAAAGGCUGAGAAAGAAGUGGAAGUGAGACUUCAGAAGUCAGAGAAGCUGCAGAAGCAGCUGGACAAAGCAAGGGAAAUCGAGCAACAAAAGCUAGACAAGGAACGAGAAAUGCUGGAGAAGGCAGAGAAGGCAGCAGAUGAGCCGCGCCGGAAAAGUUUCAUGGCGACGAUCUCGCGAGGUUCCAUUGGACUCCUCAGCAAGCCACCCAGGCGAGACUCGACGCAGCUCCAUACGGGCAGCAGCGCGCCUGGCUACGCGCCCUCGCCCACAUUCUCCGACCUCACAACCAGCGCGUCCUCCAAGAAGACGGCAACCAGCAUCCAGAAGAAAAUAUUCAACAAGAAACUCCUUCAGGAGACUAACAGCAGUAGAAUUACAAGAGAUGGCGAAUUCAAGGUUCGGGAAGAAGGCAGCUCAGGAAGCAACUCCGUACGACAUCUGACGGGGCUGCGGCGUGACUCUGAGAUCAUCCUCGUGCCAGACGCUCUCAUCAGCGCCUCCGCAGAAGCGGGUGGCAGACACGCGAAGAUAAGUGACGUAUUCAACGGCCAAGAACGUCGUAUGAGCGACUCGACCGACGGCCUGCGUCACCAGUCCCAGUCCAUGCCAGACUUCGGUGACGUUGUGGCCCUCAAACCCAAGGGCUCCAUCUUCGACAGGCCGGGCUUUGGCUCAGUGGCUUUCAGGAAUACCUUAACUGGGACAUUUAGUGGACUUGGCAGCAUCGUCCCAGGCGUUGGGCAGUUCGACGAGGAGGACGACGAGGAUGAGGAGGAAGAGAGUGGAUCUCGUCCCCAGAAGAGAGCUGGCAGGGAUGGUCUGGGGAGUGCAGGGUCACUCCAUGAUUCCAGUAGCCCCUUCGAGGAAGAGGACCUGCCCAGCGACGACGAGUCGGAGGCCUCGCCACUCUUCUUCUACCUCGCGGGGUUGGGACUCGCGCAGUACAUGAAUAUCUUCACUCAGAACCACGUCGACCUCGAGUCUCUGAAGCUACUCACCGAGGACGAUCUCAAAGAACUUGGUCUCCCUCUUGGUCCUCGAAGAAAGUUACUAAAUAACACGCGGGAUCACAGAGAGAAAAGUGCAGCUGCCGCGGCAACAGCACCACGGCCAUCACCAACAGCCGCUCCGCUAGCACCUAUAACAUCAUCGUCAUCAGCAGCCGGUGAAGCUUCAGUACAAAAAGAAACAAAGAAUGAAGAAAAUACGAGCUUAUGAACGUCAUUCGUUUCAAUGAAUACAUUCAGAGCUUACGUUAUCCUCUCAACUACUGGCACAAUUCACAUAGAGCCUCGUACAUUCACUUAUUAGUUUAAUUGAACAACAAAAUGGAGAAAAUGUUAAUUGUUUGCAGCAUUGACUUCGGCUCUGUAAGUCUUGUUAUAUGACUUGAAUGGCAUCGAAAACAUGCGAUGGCUGUAGGCGAUUGGUCACGAUUUCAUUGGUUGCAUCUUCAUGUUUUUGGGUUGUAUGUACCUGCCGGACGUAUGUACCUGCCAGACGUAUGUACCUGCCAGACGUAUGUACCUGCCAGACGUAUGUACCUGCCAGACGUAUGUACCUGCCAGACGUAUGUACCUGUCAGACAUAUGUACCUGCCAUACGUAUGUACCAGCCAGACGUAUGUACCAGCCAGACGUAUGUACCUGCCAGACGUAUGUACCUGCCAGACGUAUGUACCUGCCAGACGUAUGUACCAGCCAGACGUAUGUACCCGUCAGACAUAUGUACCUGCUAUACGUAUGUACCAGCCAGACGUAUGUACCAGCCAGACGUAUGUACCUGCCAGACGUAUGUGCUUGCCAGACGUAUGUACCUGCCAUACGUAUUUGGUUUUCCAGACGUAUGUACCAGCAAGACGUAUGUAUUUGCCAGACGUAUGUACCUGCCAUACGUAUUUGGUUUUCCAGACGUAUGUACCAGCAAGACGUAUUUAUUUGCCAGACGUAUGUACCUGUCAGACGGAUUCAAGGUAUUAUGAUCCUCGAGUGUGAACGAAAUUUCUGUAGCUCGGAACUUCUCCCUAGUCAAUCAGUCUGCACUCUCAAGACAGAUUUUUUUAUACUUUUAGCAUGAGUCGAUCAGGAUAUUUUUUCUACGACACUCAACUACCCUCAUUUAGCCCUUUGCUUAUAAUAUUUCAAAGAAGAGGGCCUCAUGUAAUAACGCCUAAGGAAUGUUGUUUAAGGAACAUUAGAUGUAAAUUAAUAUUGUAAUGAAUAUAUUCGAACCUUCUGCAGUUGGAAGUAACAUGAGUGUGUACAAUAGUAUAUGAAAUCAAUUUUUACUUGCGAACUAAAGCUUGAAUUUGAUUUCCCUCUUUCGGAUAUUCCUCAUUUAAAUCAUUAAUUUAGUUAAAGUAAAAUGCAAAAAAUUAAUACUUCAAUUUAUUCGUAAUUUCAUUCAGAGCUUUGGACUGUCCAAUGCGUGUAUUAUGAAUGCUUCAGAUCAUUCUCUGACUGCCUCAUUUCAUUUGUUUUUUGAUAUCGUAUUUUAUAGUUAUACUCAGAGUUAUUUUAUAGAAAAUUUAUUGGAAGUUUAACUUUCAAGGCGGGAUUACGGGAGAGAUACUACACUCAGAAAAAUGUAUGAAAUUUUGUUCAAAUAGCAAUGCACUUUUUGCUUUUGUGUCUGUAUCCUGACCCAGAUGGCCCGACUGAGAGCGCUUCACAGCAACGUCCUCUCUUUGCUCGUGCUGUGGUAAGGAAAUGUAUCAUUAUUCUAACAAUAUGACCCACAUAUUUUUCUUAGUGUUUGACCACAUUAAAUUCAUGAAUGCAAGACAAAGCCUUUCAAACAUUAAGGGGCUGUUGCAUCUGUAAAGUGAUCGAAAUGCCUACGAGGUCGCAAAUUGUUUCACAUUCUUACGUUUCAUGAGCAUCGACGGGAAUACUGAGAGUUAAUACAUGAUUAGUAAACGAAAUUGUGAUAGAAAUAAAUGCCUUGCAACCCCAUGCUUUAAUUUGUUCUCUGUAGGUUACGAUGCAUAAGCUGCAUCAACGCAGUUUCAAUGGAACAUUUAUUUAAUGAUACCUCACAAAAUGGCCGAUACCUGGAAUUCAGAUCAUGACUAUAAUUUACUCACCGCGCUAAGAAAUAUUAACUACGAAUAAUAUCAACAGUAAAUUCAUCCAUUAUAUAAGAUUGAUGUACGUAAUUACCGUUUUCUGAUCUGUUAUGGUAUCAUGUACAAUAAUCAAAGCCUUAUGUAACUACAGUUGA
Hyalella azteca is the source of this 3734-nucleotide messenger RNA. It is a transcript of the gene Sans, whose product is annotated as Usher syndrome type-1G protein. The record is from RefSeq and is a predicted model, not a curated record. The coding region runs from base 102 to 1730 and encodes 542 amino acids. Gene Ontology annotation, molecular function: protein binding. The transcript has 9 exons. NCBI's taxonomy places the organism in Eukaryota, Metazoa, Arthropoda, Malacostraca, Amphipoda, Hyalellidae.